AAAGCGCUGGUUAAUCAAAACGGAACCUUUGAAACAUCGUUGCAUGUUGCUAAGCGGACACAUUACGGGGAUACACAGAUUUUUCCAUCAACACCACCAACAACAACUAAAGGGGUCAUCUUCCUACCUGCCUCUCUGUGAGCUGUGACAGCCUGCAGUGAAGCAUGAAUGUGAACCAGGGCACGGUGGGCAGCGACCCGGUGAUCCUGGCCACGGCUGGAUACGACCACACGGUCCGCUUCUGGCAGGCCCACAGCGGGAUCUGCACCAGGACGGUCCAGCACCAGGACUCUCAAGUAAAUUCACUGGAGGUCACACCUGACAGGAGCAUGAUCGCAGCUGCAGGUUAUCAGCACAUCCGCAUGUACGACCUGAACUCCAACAACCCCAACCCGGUGAUCAACUACGACGGCGUCAGCAAGAACAUCACGUCCGUGGGCUUCCACGAAGACGGACGCUGGAUGUACACGGGAGGAGAGGACUGCAUGGCUCGCAUAUGGGACCUCAGGUCAAGAAAUCUACAGUGUCAGAGGAUAUUCCAGGUGAACGCUCCGAUCAACUGUGUGUGUCUGCAUCCCAACCAGGCAGAGCUGAUUGUUGGAGACCAGAGUGGAGUGAUUCAUAUCUGGGAUCUGAAGACUGACCACAACGAACAGCUGAUUCCUGAGCCAGAGGUCUCAAUCAACUCGGUUCACAUUGACCCAGAUGCCAGUUACAUGGCAGCGGUCAACAGCUCGGGAAACUGUUAUGUGUGGAAUCUCGCUGGAGGCAUCGGAGACGAGGUGACUCAGCUCAUCCCCAAGACCAAGAUCCCCGCACACAAACGCUACUCCCUUCGCUGCAAGUUCAGCCCAGAUUCCACUCUGUUGGCGACCUGCUCGGCAGACCAGACUUGCAAGAUCUGGAGGACGUCCAAUUUCUCCCUGAUGACGGAGCUGAGCAUUAAGAGCAACAAUCCCGGAGAGACGUCCAGAGGCUGGAUGUGGGACUGCGCUUUCUCUGGAGACUCUCAGUAUAUCGUCACAGCCUCAUCAGACAACCUGGCUCGUCUGUGGUGCGUGGAGACCGGGGAGAUCAAGAGGGAAUACAGCGGCCACCAGAAGGCCGUGGUGUGUCUGGCCUUCAACGACAGCGUGCUGGGCUGAGUGAGGAGGACGAGGAGGAAAGACACGAACAACUACAGAAAAGCAAUGGACUCUUUUGAAGAUGUGCCUCAAUUUGGGGAAUUAUUAAAAAUUUUCCCAGAAAUGAUCGUUUUCGAGAAGGUGGAGGCCUGUGUUUUGAACAUUACGAUGAAUCUCAGCUGUGUGUUCCAGGAUAUCUACAGCCAGAUACAUGUAAGUAUUCAGCAUCGCGGCAAGGUGAAAAAAAAUCCAUCUUAAAGGGCCAUGCACACCAUUUUGCACCAAAUUUAAGCGGUCGUACAGGAAAACUUCUGUGCCGACAGCGUAAAAUUUGGAUUAAAAUGUAUGCUAGCAUUCAUCACUGACCAUUUAUGUUUUUAACGUGCACAAUAGAAGAUCCUUUUCAACUUGUUUUUUAUCGUGCACCAAUAUUUAUUGUAUCAAAAAGACCAAGUUUAACGUCAACUUGGAUGUGCUCCGGAAUUGAUUUAUUUCUCAUGUCAUGAUAUGUAUAAUUCAUAUUCAAAGUUUAAGUUGUGUUAUUCUUAAUGAUCCUGUGUGAAGAAAAAAAGAUGUACAGAAAAUGAUUCCGCAGUAAAAACGUCAUUCAAAGAA
Molecule: messenger RNA, 1739 nt
Organism: Sebastes umbrosus (honeycomb rockfish)
Lineage: Eukaryota; Metazoa; Chordata; Actinopteri; Perciformes; Sebastidae
Gene: mlst8
Product: MTOR associated protein, LST8 homolog (S. cerevisiae)
Exons: 9
Coding region: 165-1145 (326 amino acids)
Biological process (GO): regulation of actin cytoskeleton organization; TOR signaling
Cellular component (GO): TORC1 complex; TORC2 complex
Molecular function (GO): protein binding
Source: RefSeq, a predicted model, not a curated record